Molecule: messenger RNA, 2474 nt
Organism: Grus americana (Whooping crane)
Lineage: Eukaryota; Metazoa; Chordata; Aves; Gruiformes; Gruidae
Product: proteinase-activated receptor 3-like
Exons: 2
Coding region: 745-2265 (506 amino acids)
Biological process (GO): blood coagulation; thrombin-activated receptor signaling pathway; positive regulation of Rho protein signal transduction
Cellular component (GO): membrane
Molecular function (GO): thrombin-activated receptor activity
Source: RefSeq, a predicted model, not a curated record
UAAAGCAAAAGCCGUGCACACAAGCAAAGCAAAACCAGGAAUUCAUUCCCCACUUCCCAUGGCAGGCAGGUGUUCAGCCAUCCCCAGGACAGCAGGGCUUCAUCAUGCGUAACGGUGAUGUGGGAAGACAAACGCCAUCACUCCAAAUGUUCCCCCUCUUUCCUCCUUCUUCCCCCAGCUUUAUACACUGAGCAUGACGUCAUAUGGUAUGGAAUAUCCCUUUGGUCAUUGGGGUCAGCUGUCCCGGCUGCGUCCCCUCCCAACUCCUUGUGCACCCCCAGCCUGCUCACUGAUGGGGUGGGGUGAGGAGCAGAACAGCCCUUGGCUCUGUGUCAGCACUGCUCAGCAGAAACAAAAACAUCCCCGUGUUAUCAGCACUGUUUGCAGCACAAAGCCAAACCACAGCCCCGUGCUUGAUACUAUGAAGAAAAUCAACCCUAUCCUAGCCAAAACCAGCACACUGGUUCCCCUGACGCUGUCGAUGUGUGAGGCUUUGUGUGUGUCGCUAGCUCUGUUAUUCCACUCUGCUGUGGGAGGGAGCUGGGAAAAUGGACUGGGGGCCACGCAGCACCCAUUUGGGUGGCAGGAAAGGGACGGCAGAACGGCACAAUGCAGGGUGGCCCAUCCACAGGGUGACAUCGGCUUGUCAGCUCAACCGAGGUGAUCAGUCCCUGGGGAUGUCUGGUCCUGGCAGGGCUGGACAGAGGUGCCCCAUGACUUGGGACGCUGCAAUGGUGCCAGGGCAUGUGUCACCAGGUUGGGAGCCGGCCGUGUCCUUCCUGCCCUGUGCCCGGAACACAUACAGCUCCAUCUGCCCACUGUGCUUCACAACUGUCUUUGGACGGCUGCGUUACGUCUGCUUCCUCCUCCCCGCAGCUGUGCCAUUGCGUGCCGGCGGUUGGAAACCACCCCGGCCUUGAUGAUGUCCCCGGAUGCUUGGUGACGGUGGCAGCUGACAGUCUCCUCAUGCUCCCCACCUCCCGUCUGGCUGCUUGGACCACAGAGAUGUGGGCAGGACGUAGGCGCGACGUGGAGGAGAAAGAGGUAGAGUUCCAGCGGAGAGAGCGCUGGUGCCUGUUCUACUGUGGUGACGCACGGUGGGAUUUGUGCAGACCCAGCUUGUGCAGAGGCCACCUUGAAGAGAUGUCCCGGCUGGUGCCUUCACCCAGCUCUGCUGCUGCCUGUGUCACCAUCCUGCUUGGCUGUGUCUGGCUCGUCUCGGCCACCCAGUUCUCUCCAAUGCGAGACAAAGGGCGCACCUUGAUCCGCCUCACUCCACAAGAAAAAGCCACGUGUCCCAGUGCCUCCGUGGAAGUUUUUCUCAACAGCACCCUCACCACACGCCUCCUCCCUGCCCUCUACUCUGUGGUCCUGCUCGUGGGGCUGCCGGCCAACGCUCUGGCCUGCUGGAUCCUGGUGACUAACUUCAGGAAAUGUUCCAGCACCCUCUUCCUGCUCAACCUGGCCAUUGCUGACCUGCUCUUCAUCCUCCUGCUGCCCUUCAAGAUCUCAUACCACCUCUUGGGCAAUCACUGGCUCUUUGGGGACUACCUGUGCCGCACCAUGGUGGCCUUCUUCUAUGGGAACAUGUACAGCUCCAUCCUCUUCCUCACUUGCAUUGGUCUGGAGCGCUACAUCUCUGUGAGGCACCCAUUUCUGUGGAAGGGCUCCAGUUGGACAUGGGGCAAGGCAGGCAUCUGUGUGGGCAUCUGGCUGGUGGUGGGGCUGGGCAUGAGCCCUCUGCUUUUGUAUCCCCAGACAAGCCACAUUUCGAGUCUGAACAUCACAACGUGCCACGAUGUCCUAGGGAAGGAUGAGCACAAGUUCUUUGUCUACUAUUUCCUCUCCCUGGUGGGUCUGGGCUUUGGAUUGCCCUUUGUGCUCAUGACCAUCUCCUACAGUUGCAUCCUGGUGCGACUGCUGGCCAAGGGGAGACGCUAUGGGCAGGUGGUGCGUGUCUUGGCACUGGUCCUCCUGGUCUUCAUCUUCUCCUUCACCCCCAGCAAUGUGCUGCUUUUCAUCCACUACAUGCUGGAGGCCACGGGGUGCCACAACGUCACCUACAUCUGGUACACCCUGGCCCUGGCACUUGGUGCCUUCAGCAACUGCUUUGAUCCCUUUGUCUACUUCUAUGUCUCCCAGGAUUUUCGGGGAUGGAUCCGGGAUGCAGGCAGCUGCUGCCCAGGGGGGCUUAAGACCUCAGCGGGCAGGGCCUUGGAGAAGGCAGCCUUGCCUCUGAGGUCCAGCGAGGAGAGCCAGCUGUAGGCAGGGCUGGGGAGGCACCAGGCUGUGUCCCCCUGCCCUGGAGAAGGGGGAUCCUGUAGAUCAGUGCUCAAUACAAAGGGGUGCGCUACUUGGCCUGUGCCAUCCCUGACUGGUGGCAGACUGGGGCAGAAAAUCCCCCCUGGACCUGAGGUUUGCAGGGACUUUACCCCAGUUUUGCAGUUCUUCUGCAGGAUUUCCAGGCGUGACCU